GCCGCUGGUGUCCGUACAGACACAGGAGACGACUGGAGAGUUGCCCUCGCUGUGCUACGUGUCGUGGCACCGGUGAAUAUCCCAGCAUGCAGUGGUGGGACCGCGUUCGGACGACGCGAGAACUCCGCAAAUGCAAACCAGUCAGCUGGAACGCUUCGCUUGUUACCCGCGCCACCAAAACACAGUGCCGUUGGGAACUGACCGGAGCACCAGGUCAAUAAGGCCAGCGAUGGCCAUAGUUGGAGCUUAAUCUCUCAGUCUUCCGGCACUCUUGAGUCAGUACUCUUGUCCGCAAACACAUGGAUUGGGCGCAGGAUAAUGUUGGGCUAAGUGAGGCCGACCUUCGGAAAGUGUUCAAGUAUGAGCCGAAGCAAACCACCGUCGUCAAGAUAGUGAAGAGUAGAGGCUACAAAGCUCGCAUCUGGUCGCUCGAGUCAUCGAAAGAUUGGGAGUGUUGGAUUGAACAUGAGAUCCAAGGAAUGAACAACUGUGAUAGCGGGCUCAUACUGAUACUCGCGAAACGAGCUGGAGAACGUUCUUGUCUACCAUCUGCCGGGACGUCGAUAGAAGAUUGGCUUGCGAGAUCAGAUGCGGCCCUUGAUCAGCAGUCGCCCGGUCCAUUCAAGUUACGUCGAGCGCAUACCUAUGCAGGCCUUGACGGGAAGCAGCCCAUGUCCGCAGAAGGUGCAUCGCAGAGCCGCCCUGGUGGGAACCGUAACUUGCGAACGUUGCCGUUCUCCUACGAAACCUUCAAGUUUAUCGCACACAGCUUCCACAUACAUGGCUCGAUAGCACGUGUCGUGAGUCGUGCUGAUGUACCGUACUUCUCGAGCGAAAAGGCGGUCAUGUCCGAGCCAGCAUACAUCUACUCCUGUCGCUCAAGCAAUGCCUGGGAUCAAGACCUUGCUCUAUCGGCGACGUAUUUCCCAGGUAGCGGACUGACAUUCUCCAUCCUCUAUGGCUGCCCCUUCCAAACGGAAGAGAACAUUAUCAGACGGCUUAGACGUGUCACCUACGAGGCAGCACAUCCUCUGCUGUUGCCCGGUAUCUUCGCCGAACUCGAGGUGUUGCGACACACUAGACUUGUCGAAACCACAAUAAACAAGAUUGAGACAAAGAUUCUGGAGCUCAACGACGCUGCUGCAAACUUCCGUAGCUCGCAAGAGGAAGUAGAUCGUCGCAACGAAGACAAGCGGGAGUCAUGGCUGGACUUGACAUACCUGAGGAACUCUCUAGUAAGCUGGAACACACAGCUAGGCAAACUGGCCACCCAUGCAACGGAGUUGAGCGAUGACGUGUACCGAUGCACGAAACAAGAUAAGGCGGAUGUGCCGAACAAUAUUUUCAAUAUACACAGUAUGACGGCGCACACUGGAUCAAGCAAUGUCUGGGAGAGCAAAUAUUCCCUCUACGGAGACCACAACUGGUGUCCAUCUCAUAGCGAAGCACCAACUGCCACUAACAGUGCGGUCGACGAGAAGCACCCAAUGAACGAGAAGUUCUUGAGCGCAAGUAUACCAGAGAAAUCAAGAGCAUAUACGGCGUUGAUGCGUGAAGCUGGUGACAAGAUCAAACGUCGUAUAAUGGCAAUAAGAGACGACUACGAUGAGAAGAUAAGAGACUGCACAAUGCGUGUUGAUGGUAUGGCAAUGGCUACUCAAUGGUCCCAUGGAGAGACGAACGUGGAAAUUGCCUUAGCCACCAACAGAGACUCAAAGGUCAUGCGCUCCAUUGCCCUGGUAACGAUGGUGUUUCUGCCGGGCACAUUCUUUGCUACUGUAUUUUCAAUGACGUUUUUUGACUGGUUCGGAGAAGGGGGUAAAACGAGAGUCUCAAGUUACCUGUGGAUUUAUAUCCUUAUAACUUUAAUAUUUACCUUAGUGACGGUGGGCUGUUGGUACUUUUUCGUCUUCUAUCGACAAAGGUAUCAGGCAUCGAAAGACGGUGGCAGUGGGGCCUAACACGGCGAAAUCAAUGAGAGGUACAGAUUCUCUAGGUUAGUCCCAGAACAAGGUUGGCAUUUCUUUCCGUCCUCGCCGCGACAUUGACUUCCCACAGUGAUAGAGGAAGUGUAAUGUUGGCCCCAGGUCCGAAAGCAGAGUUGAGUUGUCAAGCUAAAGAUGUACAGCUCCGCAAGUGAUUGGACGUCA
Messenger RNA from Westerdykella ornata, 2150 nucleotides. RefSeq lists its product as uncharacterized. The transcript is spliced from 7 exons. The coding region runs from base 300 to 1961 and encodes 553 amino acids. NCBI's taxonomy places the organism in Eukaryota, Fungi, Ascomycota, Dothideomycetes, Pleosporales, Sporormiaceae. The record is from RefSeq and is a predicted model, not a curated record.